CUAUUCCCGCCCGCUCGCGUGCCUUUACCUCCCAAAAGCGCCGCAAGUCUUCGAAUAAACCUCCCUUCAACCCCGCAUUCUUUGCUUCCUUGUUCCUCACGCCUCCUCUGCUGCUGCUUCGUUCGAGCUCUCGAACGACGGCCUCCCUUUCGGCUUCCGAAGAUAGCUGUUCUCGGCAAGGGGCCUUGUUCUUCCGGUGGUGUUCGUGCGUGGAUUCGGUGGCGUGGGUGGAUGAUGGAGAUGUACGAGCUGGUGAAGGACAUCGGAUCGGGCAACUUUGGGGUCGCGCGGUUGAUGAGGAACAAGGACACGGGCGAGCUUGUUGCCAUGAAGUACAUCCCCCGAGGCCCCAAGAUCAACGAGAACGUUGCGAGGGAGAUAAUCAACCAGCGGUCGCUGAGUCAUCCCAACAUCAUCCGUUUCAAAGAGGUGAUGCUGACGCCCACGCAUCUGGCAAUCGUGUUGGAAUACGCCGCCGGCGGAGAGCUCUUCGACCGCAUCUGCCACGCCGGAAGAUUCAGCGAAGAUGAGCUGCGGCGUAUGCAGGCGAGAUAUUUCUUUCAGCAGCUCAUCUCCGGCGUCAGCUACUGCCAUUUCAUGCAAAUCUGCCACCGGGAUCUGAAACUGGAGAACACCUUGCUCGACGGCAGCCCGGCGCCGCGCCUCAAGAUCUGCGACUUCGGUUACUCCAAGUCGUCGCUGCUUCACUCCCGCCCCAAGUCGACGGUGGGCACGCCCGCAUACAUCGCCCCCGAAGUCCUCUCGCGGCGUGAGUACGAUGGCAAGAUGGCUGAUGUGUGGUCCUGUGGGGUUACUCUGUACGUGAUGCUCGUGGGAGCAUAUCCCUUUGAAGACCCAGAAGACACCAAGAAUUUUAGGAAAACCAUGACGAGGAUCAUGUCAGUGCAGUACACAAUACCCGAGUACGUCCAUAUUUCAAAGGAUUGCAGGCAACUGCUCUCCGGGAUCUUUAUGGCCGACCCAUCGAAGAGGAUAACGAUUAGGGAGAUAAGGCACCACCCCUGGUUCUUGAAGAACUUGCCCAGGUCGCUGACCGAAGCAGCACAAGCUAUAUACUACAAGAGGGACAACACUGCGCCUACCUUCUCUCUUCAGAGUGUGGAUGAGAUAAUGAAGAUUGUUGAGGAGGCAAGGAUAACUCCGGGCUCGCCUGCUCCGGCAGCAGGCUUUGCCUGGGCCAAGGAGGACGAGCUGGAGGAAGGCAAGCACGAGAACCAAGAGACUGGAGUGGAAGAAGAGGAAGACGAUGAUGAGUACGAUAAGAGGGUCAAGGAAGUCCAUGCCUGCGGAGAGUAUCCAAUCAACUGACGGCAGCAACUCAUCUUAUCUUAUCUUACUAUAUAUACAUAUAUAUAUAUAUACAGAUAUUGGAUUUCCCAAUUAAACUUAUUGGAAUUCCUGCUGGUUAUAGAAUAUAAGGAGGAUGUUUGUAUACUCGAUACUUAGAUUAUGAAAGCCAAUGUAAUUGUCUUUUCUUGUAACAUAGAAAUUUGCCUGAAGCAAGUGAUCUCUA
Messenger RNA from Musa acuminata subsp. malaccensis (wild Malaysian banana), 1534 nucleotides. Its product is annotated as serine/threonine-protein kinase SAPK7. The record is from RefSeq and is a predicted model, not a curated record. Lineage: Eukaryota; Viridiplantae; Streptophyta; Magnoliopsida; Zingiberales; Musaceae. Gene Ontology annotation, molecular function: protein serine/threonine kinase activity; ATP binding. Gene Ontology annotation, biological process: protein phosphorylation; intracellular signal transduction.